GUCGAAAAAGCGUCUGCUUGUUUUUGAAUGUUAUUGUUAUAUAAGUUGAGCUUGAGCUGAGGCAAUUAAAAAUUUUAGCAGUUCUUGUUGUUAAUCGAUGGCAGUUGCACUAAUUCAAGGUGCCUCAAAGGGACUUGGUCUUCAGUUUUCCAAAGUUUUAACUGCUAGAGCUGAUGUGGCAAAAGUAAUAGCUACCAGUCGAGGUGCAGAAAAUGAAGCAGUGCUUCUUGACAUACAAAAACAAUUUCCUAAUAAACUUGUGCUUAUAAAUGUUGAUAUUACAAAAGAGGAUAAUAUCAAAAGAAUUGUUCCAAUAAUCACAGAAAAAUCCGGUGGAAAACUAGAUCUUGUCUUAAACUGUAGUGCUAUUCUACAUCCUUCGGGAAAAGGAGAAACAAGCUUACGUGAUGUUUCUUUUGAAGGACUAAGAAGUACUUUUGAGACCAACACAAUUGGACCACUUUUAACUGCGAAGUAUUUUUCACCAUUGUUGUUGAAAAGUUCUGGCUUGUUUGGAAAUCAGUCUGGAAAAAAACAUUCUGGAAUCCUAGUCAACAUGACAGCUAAAGUAUCAUCCAUAUCUGAUAAUCAAAUUGGGGGUUGGUACAGCUACAGACUGUCAAAAACAGCACUGAAUAUGGCGACAAAAAAUUUAAGUAUUGAGUUGGGGCGAGGGAAAUCUAAAGUAAUAUGUGUAGCGAUGCAUCCAGGAACUGUCGACACGGACCUUUCCCGUCCUUAUCAUAAAGGUGUCCCUGCUGACAAACUGUUUUCUACCGAAAAAUCCGUAAACUUUUUGAUGACUAUCAUAGAUAAGCUUUCAGUUGAAGAUACAGGGAAGUGCAUUGGGUGGGAUGGGAAUAUUAUUCCUUAUUGAUGUUCACAACUAUAUUUCUGUUACUGGAAAACUAAAUCUAUGAUUUGUUUUGGUACAGUGUAGGUCACAAUGUAAUAUACAAAUGCUCUAGAAUUUUAA
Molecule: messenger RNA, 976 nt
Organism: Daphnia pulicaria
Lineage: Eukaryota; Metazoa; Arthropoda; Branchiopoda; Diplostraca; Daphniidae
Product: C-factor-like
Exons: 5
Coding region: 98-877 (259 amino acids)
Source: RefSeq, a predicted model, not a curated record